AUAAUUUCCAAAAUAAGCUCUAGCUAGUGCUGUCGUGAAUUCGUUUUUAAUUAAAUUUUUCUCUAAAUCAGUUAAAAAUUUCAGAAGUUUUCGGUUAAUAAGUGCAACAACAAUUUCAACUUCACAUGCUGCAUUCGAAAAGUGUUUAUUUAAUGUUGAUUUUCACGUGUUUUCAUAAAAUUUUUUGCACUCUUGGUUUUGUUCAGUGAAUUUUUUCUUUUGGUUUUUUUUUUUCGUAUUGACCAGAGGCAGGCUCGCUGCUGCCACUGCCAAAGUAUAUUUAUUCACGGGUUUGUGUGUGCGUCGCCGUGUGUGCUGUUGAAAAAUAUUGUAUUUUGUUUACAUUUUUUCCCUUCAUAUUGUUGACCUGAAAUAAUGAAAAAAUCGUUUAAAAAAAACCAAAACAGUCCAAAAAUAAGCGCGUGCAAAUAAAUAAAAGCAGGAAAAAGUGUUAAAUUGUUUGCUAAAUCCGAAAAAAUGUUUUGUUUAUGAUUUCAUAUGGUUUGGAAGUGAAAAUGUUUUGUGGUUGAUUGAUUUUGCAAAGAAGAAAGAAAAUUAAAAAUUUCCAAUUAAAAAAAAGUUGAAAUAAAUGAAUUUCCAAUUGGAUUUAUUUAUAAACAUAUGUGAUUGAUCUGAUUAAGGGCCAAGGUGUUUUGUGAAAAAGUUUCAACAACAAUUUAAUGUCGCUUGUUGUUGUCUAAAAUUCCGAUUGAUUGACUAAGUUUGAACAGUGGCAAAGUGGCAAAAAACAAAGUCAAAACUAAUAACAACUACAGCAGCAACAAAUGCUAUUACAACGAUAACAACAAGUAGUAAAAUUUCGUAUUAAUGCAGCAACAACAACAACAGCAGCAGCAACAGCUAACAAAUCAAACUGUAUCACAAUCAUCAUUGCAAUUUCAAUUGCAAACUCAGCCAACACAUCAUCAGCAACAUUUAGGCAAUAAUAUAAUUGUUGUGCGUGGUUCACGCAAUGAACAUGGUGAAAUUGUCAUACAAAAUAAACAGGACAUCUUUACAUUUCUCAGUGAACAUCAUCAACAGCAGCAGCAGCAACAACAACAAUUGCAACAACAGCAGCAACAAUUACAGCAACAAAAUGAAAAAGCCACCGUGGCUACAUUAACACAAUUGCCCUCAACCACAACUGUUGCACGUAAAACUAGUAUUUCCUUAAUUGCAAACAAUGUUGGCAUUGGCAAUAGUGGAACCACAUCCUCAUCAUUAUCAUCGUCGUCGUCGUCAUCAUCAUCAACAGCAGCAACAAAUACAGCCGUUACAAUCCCUAAGGAAACCAAUACAAUUCUAUUACAAACUCCCAUUAAUGCUAGUCAAUUGGAGACCGUUCUACUGCAGUCGGGACAAUUAAAAAAAUCUAAUUCCACUGUUACAUCUGGAACUGAAAGACCAUUCCUAUUUAAGAAUGCCUCACGCAGUUUAAGCACAGAUAGCAAUCGCUUUGGUACGGUCACGGCAGCAACUGGCGAUGAUAAAGGACCAUUUGUGUUGCAAACAUUAAAGCGUUUAGAAAAAUCCCAGUCUAUCCUAGUUAUACGCAAUUCAUCUUCAUCAGCAACAACAUCAGGUGCCAAUUCUACCUCAUCUUUAUCGAAUUCCUCAUCAUCUUUGGCCACAUCCCUAACGGUCGAACAUAAACUAAGCUUAUCUUCAUCAUCUUUGUCCUCCAUUCAACAGCAACAACAGCAGCAGCAACAACAGCAACGUCAGCAGCAUGUACUUGCAACGACAGCUGGUGUCAACACGACUAAAAGCGGCAGCACUAUAACAUUUACUCGCACCAAAAAGUCUCAAAAAUCAAAUGCAUCGAACAACAACAAUGUUGUUACAACUACCACAACCAAAUUGGGUGAUAUUUUAGCUUCAGCAACUGGCCAACGUCAUUUGUCUGCAACAACAACUAGCAACAAUAAUAACAAUAGUAAAUUAACAAAUGCCACAACUACAACGACAUAUUUGCGUUUGACAAAUGGCAACAGUAGCAACAACAACAACAAUGGUAAUAAUGUUGCCAAUAAUGUUCAUAAAAAUCAUAAUUCUUCACGUGUAAAUCUCAGUGGUAAUAAUUCGGAAACAAUAUCAACAUCCACAACAACAUCAGCUGCCUCAUCUUCAGCAGGAGCCAGCUCAACAGCAACAACAACUACAUCACAUCUAACUCUGGCUGAUAUCCAGUUGAAACAUGAAAGAAAUUCAACAUCAAAUGCAACAGCAGCAACAACAACAUCAGGCUUACUCAAAACCCAUGGGAGCGAUGGAGAUCCCAUCAAACUACCAGACAAUUUGGAAAGUUUGCCAAGAGCUGACAGUUUCCCGUCACAACGUCAUCGUUGGAAUACAAAUGAGGAAAUCGCUGCGAUUCUUAUCAGUUUUGAUAAACACAAUGAGUGGCAGUCCAAAGAAGUUAAAACAAGGCCAAAAAGUGGUUCUCUUUUAUUGUAUUCUCGGAAAAAAGUGCGCUAUCGACGUGAUGGUUACUGUUGGAAAAAACGAAAAGAUGGCAAAACUACCAGAGAAGAUCACAUGAAACUUAAAGUACAAGGCACUGAGUGCAUCUAUGGUUGUUAUGUACAUUCUGCCAUAUUGCCCACAUUUCAUCGCAGAUGUUACUGGUUGUUACAGAAUCCCGAUAUUGUUUUGGUUCAUUAUUUAAAUGUUCCAUAUCCGGAUGAUAAUAAAAUGGCUGUUAUUGCACCCAGCAUCAGUUUAUGGGGCGAUAAAAAAGAAUGGACUAAAGAGGAACUUGUUAGUCAGCUAAAGCCAAUGUUAUCCACUGUAACAUCAGAUGAUGAAUCAGAUUCUGGCAAUGACAUUGAAAUAUCGACUGCCGAAACUGUAGAAUCCAUAGUCUGCCAAUUAAUGGAAAAACAACGUCUCUCACGUCAAGCUGCUCUAGUCAAACAGUUAGAUUGUGGCUGUGGUGAUGCUUCCUGUGCUGAUGGUAAAACCUGUACACAUCCGGUUAUGCGACGGCCGAGUCUUAUAAAAGCCACAAAUGAAAAACGUUUACCAGCCACAAAUGCUGUGGAACCAUACAGUGCCAGUAAUACGCCAAAUGUUGUUGUUGGCCCCAAGCUCUAUUCACGAUGGGCGGAUAAACGGGCAAUACGUGAUUCCUCAAAUAGCAUGGAUACUAAUGGCUAUCAGCAUCAUCAUGGCCAUGGACAUCAUGGCCAAACACAACAGCUGACACAAGAGUCGGCAAUUAAAUUUCAAAUUAUACCGCCACACAACGAACAGCAACAGCAGCACUAUCGACAUCAUUAUAAUGCAAAUGGUAGUAAUACAUCAGCAGCAGCAAAUCAUCAACAAUUGAUAGCAUCGAGAAAUAAUUUAAUUAUGCAGCAUCAACAACAAAUGCAUACAAAUCAAUCAAAUUUCAAUCAAGUACACAACCAAACUAAUAAUAAUAAUGUCAACCACAACACUAAUAACAACAAUAACGGCAAUAAUAAUUUACAACGUUACACUACAAAUAAUAACAAUGCCAAUAUACAAUCACAGCAACAACAGCAGCAGCAACAACAUCGUUUUCAAAUAGCUAAAACAACAAUUACUGCAAUGGAUAAUAACACAAAUAAUCAACAGCAACACAACAAUAAUAAUUUAGCUUCCGUUUCCUCUGUCACAGCCAAUAAUGGUGGUGGUUUAGUAGUGGGUGGUAGUAGUGGUGAAAUUGCCGUUGAUAUGUUGAACACACAAAAUCAUUCUCAUCACACCAUGAAUCAGCAUUCAAAUCAAGCGAUGAGUACAACGAAUUCUAAUACAAAUAAUAAAAUUAACCACAACACAAAUAUCAACAACAAUACCACAAACCCAAAUUCACAUCAACAUGCAAAUCAAACAAUAACAACAACAUCGACAACCCCAGUGGCAGUAGCAACAAAUUCGACUUCGUCUACUUCUUUGAAUUCCAAUAUUGUUACAACGACAACUCAACCACAAUUGAUGUCAACACCUCAUCAUCAACAACAGCAACAACAAAAUGAAUUAAAUGUCAUAAAUAAUAAUAGCAUGAACAGUAGUAAUGGCAGCAAUAAUUGUAAUAAUAAUAACAAUACUACAACAGCAGCAGCAACAACAACAAAAUUUAAUAAUUACAAUCAACAACAAUUAAAUACUUCCAACAACAGCAAUAACAAUAAUUCUUUAAAUUCUCAUACUGCAAACCAACAACAAAAACUUGCUACACCACAAGAACAAUAUUAUAAAUUACAACAUCAUAAACAACAACAGCAGCAAUCAUCAUCCCUUACAACAUCUAAUACUGUUGUAGCUGCCUCAUCAACAGUUGAACCCAUGUGUAUGUCACCAGAACAUCAACUCUCCUCCUCAUCCUCUAGUCUCUCACCACAAUCUCAACUUAAUCAUCAACAAAUACAACAGCAACAAACACAUUUAAUAAUUUCACCUUCGGAUUCAGUAUCCGAAUCACAAUCUUCGAUUUCAUCAUCAUCUUUGUCUUCAUCAUCACAAACAUUUAUGGACGUAAAUCAAAAAUCGACUAAUACUACGGUAGUCAGUAAUAAUAGUAAUAACAACAACAAUAAUAAUAUUGAUAAUGCACAGAUGUCUUCUAAUAACAACGAUUUAAGCAUAAACACUUCCAACAUCAACAAUAAUGAUAGUAACAACAGAAACAAUCAAUUAGAUGAGUACAACAAUUGUAACAUAAAUAAUAAUGAUAAAAAUACCACUGGUUGUGCAACAUCAUCAUCAGAUGCUUCCAAUUGCAAUAAUAAUAAUAACAACAACAAUUCCAUCACAACUUCACAGCAACAACCCUUAAAUCCAAAUAAUCAGAGCAGUGAUAAUAUAAAUACAGAUAAUUUACAACAUAAUACACAUUCAACUUCAACUUCCUCAACAAUAUGUUUUGAUAAUUUAGAACAAAACCAUCACGGUGGCAGUCAAGUACACCAACAGCAACAACAGCAACAUGUAACUUCCGAAUUACACGAUACUUUGGGUUUCUUCAAUGAAACUUUAGAUCUAUCACACGAAGAUAUACAGAGAACCCUUAUUGCGAAUAUGCCAGGUGAGGGAACUCUUUUGACUUCACUUGAUUUUAUGAACUCGAGUGUCUCAACUGCUGUCAGUAGCGGUGCGAAUAUUGUACAAAAUGUACAAUGUGAACCAGAACCUGAAAUAUCCGCAGGAGCUGAGGCUGACGAUGAAGAUACCGAUGAUGUUUUUGCCAAUUUAGAUGCAUUUGAUAUGUUGGUUGAAUUUCCCGAAUUGGAUUUGGAUGAUAAGCAGGCUCUUACAAAUACAGCUUUAGAACAAGCUGUUUCGGGAGUGGUGACUAAUGAGGUUUUAAGUAUCAAUUCAUCAUGUCAAAAUUUACAUCAACUUUCUCAGUAUGAUAGUGGUUCUACGCCGGGUUCAAGUUGUGAUAAAAAAGUUAUGAAAAUAUGUGAUUUCAGUCCCGACUGGUCUUAUCCAGAGGGUGGUGUAAAAGUUUUAGUAGCUGGUCCCUGGUCUUCAGAUGCCCACUACACGGUAUUGUUUGAUUCACAUCCGGUGCCUACGGUACUGGUGCAAGAGGGCGUAUUGCGUUGCUAUUGUCCAUCGCAUGAAGUGGGUUAUGCCACUUUACAGGUAUCGUGUGAUGGUUUUGUUAUAUCCGAUUCUGUAAUGUUUGAAUAUAAAAUGAUUACUUGCCAAGAGGCACCCUUCGAUGCCAACACCAAUGAUUGUCUUUACAAGUUUUCUCUAUACAAUCGUCUUACAACCAUCGAAGAAACCAUGCAGACUAAAGGUGAAGUCGUAACAGUUACAGCCUCACAGCAAAUAUUUUCUUUACAAGGCAAUCUGGAAGAAAAACUAGUCAGUUAUUGUCAUCAGUUGACAAAAAUGUCUUGGCAGAAUAAUGGCGCAAAUAGUAGUAGUUGGAAUUCGGGCUACAAAGGCAUGACACUAUUACAUUUGGCUGCAGCAUUGGGUUACAAUAAAUUAGUUUGUGCUCUUUUAAAUUGGCGUAGCGAAAAUCCCCAUAUAAUUUUAGAAACUGAAAUAGAUGCUUUCAGUCAGGAUUCACACGGCUAUACGCCAUUGACAUGGGCCUGUUCUCGUGGUCAUUUGGAUACUGCGAUCCUUUUGUAUAAAUGGAAUCAAAAUGCUUUAAAGAUUAAAAAUCAUGCACAACAAACUCCUUUGGAUGUGGCCGAUAAUAAGGGACACAAAAAUAUUGUUGCCGAAAUUUAUCGUUUGGAACAUGAACGUCAACGCAAGCAGAAUAAAGGCUCAUUAACAAGUUUGUCCAUCAAUCUUAAUAAAUAUUCCCUUAAUAAUGAUGAUGCCGAUGAUCAUCCAUCAUUUGCCAUAUUUGAAUCUUCAGAUUCCCAACGCAGCCAUGAUGGUGUAUUUUUAAGGCCUGUUGCUGUGGCAAGCAAUCAAAGUCCCCCAAAUAGCAGUCGUUUUUCGAAACGUUCAUCUAUAGAUAGUGGUAUCAGCAUGGAUAUUCGAACUAAACCCAUGAAAUCAUUUAAAGAUAUAACACGAUUACAUAGUCUUGAUGCACAUGACAAUUUUAACAAUUCAAUUGAGUCGCCACUGGAUACAAUUGGUACGACAACAAAUUCCCUACUUUCUCCCUUAAGAAAAAUGGAUUUCGCUUUGUGCGAAGUAUCAACUGGUGAUUCAAGUCCUUUGCCAGACAAAAAUAACGAUGAUGAUACAUCGACGAUUGAUAAUGAUGAUUGUAAUGACGAUGUAACUAUACCAAAUAAAAAUAUUGAUGCUGUUGUAGGGGAUUCUGAUGCUAAAGUUUUAACAUUAGCUGAACAUAUCAUAGCUGCUAUGCCAGAACGUAUUAAGAAUGAGGCUGAUGAAAUGAUGGUUUUGGGUAGUCCCAUGACAGAACCUUUAAACACUGAAUCGACGGGUUUAAAUGAUAGUUUUAUGGAUCCCCUAUUGGAUUCAUUGCCCAAUGCUCAUUUCGAUAAUGAAUUUAACUUUGAUUUUAAUGAUCACAAUUAUCGUUACCAUGAGGUCAGCACACCUUGCUCAAGUUUAAGUCCUGCCAGUUCGGGACCUUUACAAUCGCCGGCCAGUUAUUCUAUACUGGGUCAUGAUCCUUCCGUUUCUUCGCCCAGUCCACCACCUUCAACAAAACAAUUGACAGAGUUUCUGCAUGCCUCUAGCAAUACUCAAUAUCCAUUUGAGGCAGAUUUUUCAAAGUUAACUUUAACCGACACCGAGCAACGUGAACUGUAUGAGGCUGCUAAAUGCAUACAAAAAGCCUAUCGUUCCUACAAGGGACGUCAGAAGCUGGAAGAGCAGAAUAAAGAACGCACAGCUGCUAUUGUUAUACAAAACUAUUAUAGACGUUACAAACAAUUCGCUUACUAUCGUCAAAUGACAAAUGCCGCACUAGUCAUACAACAUGGUUAUCGUUCGUAUUGUCGCAAUAAACGUUUUAAGAAAUCUCAAACUUCCAAUCAUUUGACUGCAUCCGGUAGUUUGGCUGGUCUACAUAACACCGACAGUCAGGAUAGUACGAAUUCUCAAUGCUUAUCUAGCUUUUUCGAUAAUUUCAAUAAACAGGAAACUGAAAGUUCUCCUCAAUCGUGUACAACACCAAAAGAAACUAGUCCUUCGGGACCUUUAAAACGUACUUAUUCACAAUCAACGCAAAAUCAAGCUGCCAGAAAAAUUCAACAGUUCAUGCGUCAAUCCCGUAUUAACAUUUGGGAUGGAAAUUUAACAACUUUGACUUCAGAGAGAACGAGCCGAAAAAGAGAAGCUGGUGCACCAACGCAGGGAGGAAUACCUUCAAAACUUGCAGUAUCAAGGACAACCGGAAAUUGUUUGCCCAAUCGAAAAGAGUGAUACAAUUCUUAAAGACUCUAACGAGCUUGUCAGCAAUGACAUUGUUACAAACAACAAUCAUGAUUUAAACUAAAACUAUUUUAUU
Messenger RNA from Lucilia cuprina (Australian sheep blowfly), 7936 nucleotides. RefSeq names its product calmodulin-binding transcription activator 1 (gene Camta). Bases 829 to 7851 code for a protein of 2340 amino acids. Lineage: Eukaryota; Metazoa; Arthropoda; Insecta; Diptera; Calliphoridae. The record is from RefSeq and is a predicted model, not a curated record. Gene Ontology annotation, biological process: regulation of transcription by RNA polymerase II. The transcript is spliced from 25 exons. Gene Ontology annotation, molecular function: protein binding; transcription coregulator activity; double-stranded DNA binding. Gene Ontology annotation, cellular component: nucleus.